AAAGGAAGUUGCGGGGAUGAAGUUAAAAGUCUUCCGACACAUUGCAGCUCUGCAGAACACCCACCACGGAAGAGAGGCACGACGAGAGCGCCGGAGCCCGACGAUGACACCGUGAGAGGAAGAGCGCGCCGUGAGAGAAAGACAGCGGACGGCGGCGAGGACCUGCAGAAAACAAAGAUGGAGUUGUGGCGGCAGUGCGCGAUGUGGCUGAUCGACUGUCGAGUUCUCCCCGAGAACCACCGGGUCACAUGGGAGGGCGCCCAGGUGUGCGACCUGGCUCAGACGCUGAGAGACGGCGUGCUGCUCUGCCAGUUACUCAACAACCUGCUGCCUCAAGCCGUCAACCUGCGAGAGAUCAACCUGCGGCCGCAGAUGUCCCAGUUCCUGUGCCUGAAGAACAUCCGGACGUUUCUGGGAGUUUGCCAGGAGAAGUUUCAUCUCAAGAAGAGCGAGCUGUUCGAGGCCUUCGACCUGUUCGACGUUCGAGACUUCGCCAAGGUUAUCGACACCUUGUCCAUCCUUUCUCACUCAUUCAUUGCUACGCAAGGGAGACUCCAGCCUUUCCCCUCUGAAGGAUGCACUCCCGAUGAAGACAUCUACAGCGGACUGUCUGACCUGAUAGAUGACACGGUGGACGGGGAUGACGACCUGUACGACUGUGUGGAGGACGAGGAGAACGAGGGAGACGAGAUCUAUGAAGACCUGAUGAGGACGGAUGAACACGCGAACACUCAGCCGAAGGCCGGAGUGGACAAGCGCGAGUGCUGCCUGCAGGAGAUCAGACAGACGGAGGAGAAGUACUCGGAUACACUGCAAUCGAUACUACAGCACUUUAUGAAGCCUCUUCAGAGGUUCCUCCAGGCUCCAGACCUGGAGAGCAUCUUCAUCAACAUAGUGGAUUUGGCAGACACCCAUCGCAACAUGUUGGAGGAGGUCCGGAGUUCCAUCCUGGAUCACGGGGCGAAGAACCUGUACCAGGUGUUUCUGAAGUACAAGGAGAGGCUCUUACUGUACGGCCAUUACUGCAGUCAGGUGGAGGCGGCAACGAAACACCUGGACAAGCUUUCCAACACGAGGGAGGACAUCAGGAUGAAACUGGAGGAGUGUUCAAACAGAGCAAAUAGUCGCCGUUUUUCUCUCAGGGAUUUACUCAUGGUUCCGAUCCAGAGAGUCCUUAAAUAUCACCUGCUUUUACAGGAGCUGCUGAAGCACACCACCGACCCUGCAGAGAAGGACAACCUCCGCAAAGCUCUCGACGCCAUGAGAGACCUGGCGCAGUGCGUGAACGAGGUGAAGCGCGACAACGAGAUCAUCAGGCAGAUCACCACCUUCCAGCUGUCCAUAGAAAACAUGACUCAGUCUCUCGCUUUCUACGGCCGGCCCAAGAUCGACGGGGAGCUGAAGAUAUGCAGCCCGGAGAAAAAGUCCAAACAGGACAGGUACGCGUUCCUCUUCGACAAGGCCAUGUUCAUCUGCAAGAAGAAGAGCGGGGAGACGUUUGAGCUGAAGGAGAUCAUCGAACUACAGUACUACCAGCUGCGAGACGAAACCACGGGGGAGAAAGACAACAAGAAGUGGUCCUACUUGUUCCUGCUGCUGGAACUCAACGGGAGGUGUGGAUACGACUUGUUCUUCAAAACCAGGGAACUGAAGAAGAAAUGGCUGGAGCAGUUUCAGAUGUCUCUGUCGAACAUGUGUCCGGAUAACUCCACAGCCAACAACCACGACUUCCAGAUGAACUGCUUCGAGGACACCACUUCCUGCAAGGCCUGCUCGAUGCUUUUGAGGGGGAUUUUUUUCCAGGGUUAUCGCUGCAGUCGCUGUAAAAUGGCUGCGCAUAAAGAGUGUUUAGGCAGAGUCCCGGCCUGCGGAAGAAACUCUGAUCAUGCUGGUACUGUGAGGAAGACUAAAACACGCAAGUCCACAGGAAAUCCAAGCGCCGGAUAUCCAAAGAUGGAGGUGUGUCAAGAGUAUUACGGCUUGCCGCCGCCCCCUGUGGGCUUCGGUCAACCGCUUCCCCUCUGCAAAGGUGACAUCAUUGAGCUGACCCGGGCGGAGGCCGACCUGUCUUGGUGGGAGGGAAGGAACCUGACCAUCGGUCAAAUGGGAUGGUUCCCGGGCCAGAACGUUCAGCCAUACAUCUCCAGGCCGACCUCGGACCUCUCCGGCUUCAACUGGUUUGCAGGGAACAUGGACAGGACCGCAGCCCGGAACCUGCUGGUGUCCCGGUCCGACGGGACCUUCCUCGUGCGGCAGAAGGACGGAGGAGAGUUUGCCAUCAGCAUCAAGUUCAACAUGGACGUCAGGCACAUCAAGGUCACGUCCACGGAAGGCCUGUACCGCAUCAACGACAAGAAAGCUUUCAAGGGUUUAGUCGAGAUGAUCCAGUUUUACCAGCAGAACUCUUUGAAGGAAUACUUCAAGGACCUGGACACCACGCUGUGCACGCCUUACAAACAGCCCGAGCAGAGCUACUCGCCUGACCACACGCCGCACAACGCAGCGCACACCGCGCCGGACGCAACGCCAGGAGGCGGCGCGAGGAGCUUCUCCGCGGUGAGGGCCAGGUACGACUUCUCGGCCAGGGACCGCUCGGAGCUGUCGCUGCGGGAAGGAGACACCAUCAAGAUCCUCUCCAAGAAAGGCCACAGCGGCUGGUGGAAGGGAGAGGUGUACGGCCGGGUGGGGUUCUUUCCUGCCAACUACGUGGAGGAGGACUAUUCCGAGUACUGCUGAUGUGUAGACCAGAAGUGUACGUUUGUAGGUUCAUGGGAAACCUGGUUUGCAUCGAUUUGCAUUGACUCGCAUGCAACGGUGUGUGCGUGAAAGAGGUGUCGUUACUUGUGAAAUAAUGAUUGUCUAGUGUUGUGAAUAAAAGUUUUGUCCAGCUGA
Gasterosteus aculeatus aculeatus (three-spined stickleback) is the source of this 2892-nucleotide messenger RNA. It is a transcript of the gene vav1, whose product is annotated as vav guanine nucleotide exchange factor 1. Lineage: Eukaryota; Metazoa; Chordata; Actinopteri; Perciformes; Gasterosteidae. Gene Ontology annotation, biological process: regulation of GTPase activity; intracellular signal transduction; cell migration. Gene Ontology annotation, cellular component: cytoplasm. The record is from RefSeq and is a predicted model, not a curated record. Gene Ontology annotation, molecular function: protein binding; guanyl-nucleotide exchange factor activity.